CUCCUGGUGAGUAGAGAUGCUCACCUCCUGCUGCUUUUAUUUUCACUGACAUUCCAACAGAAGAGAACUGCAGGUGGAUAAAUUAUUAAACAAUGCCUUCAUCCAUAAGGACGCUAUUGUUGCUGAUUUAUGUUUUAUGUGCGUUCAUCUCCGCGUGCUCUGGCGACACUGGAGACGCCAGACCCUGCUCUGGAUCACACUGCCCGGGGAGCAGAACUUCAAGGCCACCUCGGCAAUACAACCCGACAACACAGAGCAGAUCGAUAAAUCAGCAUGCUCACUCCCGCUUUCAUUCUGAACAUCACGCAGCGCUUCCAUCAUCGCACCGCGGGCGGUCUGGAGACCAGGCGAGAGAAACGCUGCAGACGCGCGUCGCUGAAGUCUUUGGCUCUGUCUGCGCCGAUUGCGUUACGCCUAAAAGAGCGGCUGAAGUUGUUAAUGACACCAGAGAAUGUAAAGGAAUUGAGUGUCGUCUGCCUCUUAGGAUACGACCGAAGCCCCGGCCGAGACCCUGUGCGGGAGACGGGUGUGUGCCCGGGACCAGCCAGCCUCCCCUCAUGCAUGUGGCAGACAGAGCCGCUCAGUUUCUGGGGGAAUUUCCGGACAUUGGAUAUCCUGCAUCGGAGCUCGGGGCUCCUUUGGGAGUACAGCUCACAUGUGACCUUAAACCAGGAGAGAAUGAGGUCCCUGCAGAGGAUGCACUUAUUCUACACCUACAGCUGACAAAGGGUCAAGAAAUGCUGGUGGAGACUUUGAGAGCUCAACAGGUGGUGAUCCGUGAUCUGCAGCAGAGACUGGUGGAACAGCAUGGUGCGCUCCUGUCCCAGCAGCGUGAGAUACUCGAUCAGCAGCGCCGCAUGUAUGAGCAGAUGGAUGUGGUGAAGGCUCAGUAUGGUCUGCUUUCCGAGACCGUCAAGCAGGUGUCCUUCCAAGGCCUGCAGGGAGAGCUGCAGAGCUAUUUUGAAAGCCAUCUUGCUGGACUUCAAAACCAGGCACGUAGCCACCUGCAAAAGUCUUACGCUGUGCAUAAGGUGGAUGCCAAAUUGAUGGAUGUAGUUGGUGAUGCUGGGCACCCAUUGCUAGGAUGCCAGAUUGCUUGUGGACCUGAACAAUACUGUGACUUCCAGAAGGAUCCACCACAGUGUGAGAGGUGCACCAUGUGUCCCCCUGGAUUCUUUCUUGUGUCACAGUGCUCCCCCACUGCUGAUAGGAUUUGCCAGGACAGGGAUGAAUGCCUGGAAUUACCAAGCCUGUGUGGAGAGCGAGUAAAAUGUCUCAAUACCCCAGGAGGGUUUCGUUGUCUGGGUGUGACUGAGAGGAAGAUUUCCACAGGGCUGUGUGGUCUUGAGUACUUUUACAAUCAGGAACUUCAGGAGUGCCAGGCUUGUUCAGACUGUGAUGGCGAACCUGUUGCCAUUCCGUGCACUGCCGCCAGUGAUGCUGUAUGUGGAACUCUGUCUGAUAAUAUGCUCUCGCAGUCUUGGGCUGCUUCGAUUGCUGUUCCGCCAACAAAAUCAAAGAGUACGUCCAUCUACCCAGGUAUACAGCUCAAUAUCCUUGGCAAAGAAGGGAGCAGCUUGCUGACCAACCAUGAUGGUUACCUCAACUUCCAACAACAUGGGUUGCUCAUGAUAGACCUCAACUUUGCUCUGAAGCACAGCUGCAGGAACUUUCUCCAGGUUGAAAUGCGGCUCAAUGGCAGUGAAGAGGAGGGUCGUGACCUGAGCGGUGUUCGAAUAGAGCAACCUGAGAGGAAGUUCUUUCAGGGUGUGACUGUUAGUGCUGCAUUUGAGGUGGAGCCCAAUCAUACUCUGGCAAUUGCUCUGAAGAGUCCCAACCAACACUGCAACCAGAGUAAAGAUCUACAAGUAUAUGAUUUUGGAGGGUCUUCCUUCAGCUUGCUCUGGCUGUCCCAUGACACCGGUGCUGUGGCCAUGACAGCUCAGAUGUCCACAGUAGCCCACUACCAAAGUAACUAUCGCCCGACCUUCCGUUUGGCCACUGUCUCUGACCCCUACAUAGUGGCACUGACCCAUGACAGCCGUGGGGUGCGUUUCAUGGAGAACGGUGUGGUGAAGUUUGUGCUCCAGCAGGCCAUCUAUUCCAUGGGCCACAUCUGCGUUCGAGAGGGUUUCUCUCUGAUUGCCUACAUCAACCGAAACGGCACCAACCAAGAGGUGAUGCGUUCCUUCAAGUCUGGUGUUAACUACAGGGACACUUCCAUCACCCUUUCUGGGUCCACAAGUGUAGACAAUGGAGACUGGCUCAAUUUUGAGAUUGUCGCCCCAUCUCAGUGUAAUGUCCGCUACUUUGGCGAUAGUUCUGGGAUUAGUAUGCUGAGUUUGAUUUGGAUCCCUACCACUGUCUCCUCUACUCUCAUGGCCACUGUUUCCAGGACAGGUCUACCCUCUGGGGCUGUAAAGAAUAAACCCUUGCUCUUCAGGCAGAUGAGUCCAAAUGCAGACCAGAUGCGGCUUGCUGGUUUAAGUGAGCCACAUGCCCAGAGGAACUUUGUGUUUUCUGAGGCUGGGAUGGCUAGUGUGGCCCUCAACCUAAAGCUGAUACACUCCUGUAAUGUGGUGAAGUUGACCCUUUACCGACAAGGUAAGGAGGGAGGUCAUACUCUUGCCCAACAGGUGAGUGGACAUAUGCCUGAAGGAAGUGAGUGGGCUAGCGUGGGGCUGAGAACAUCCUUUGGUGUCCAGAAUGGCACUGCUAUCUAUGUUUCUCUGGACUGCAUUCGUGGGCGAAUCAAUCAGAUCACCCAUGAGGGCGGCACCAACAUCUCCAUUCUCUGGGUGGCUUUAUGAUCCCAAAUAUAUAGGGGCAAUCUAACGUAUAAGGUUUUGUAAUGAACAGAUACAGACUGCUUUAGAAGAAUUAGUGCUUCCACAAGGUUCAGUCACACAAAGGAGAAUACAUUUUCCAGGCUUAGUACUGAUCAACUUGGUUUCUUUUAUAAUGGCUGAAAUUCACAAGUGCUAUUAAUAAUCUUCUGGUGCUCAGAUUCUGUGUUUAUGGAAUUAUAUGAAGGGGUGGGGGCUGUCGUAUAUCGUGUUGUAACAAUCUAGUUAUAGAAACAGAAAUACAUGUAAUUUUUCUUGGCUGUAACAAUGAACUGAUAUUUAAAAAGUACUUUUUAAGGACUUUGGCUGGUUGAGCAGCGACCAAUUUUUCCCAAGGGAGGGAAUGUUUUCUAUAUCUCUAUACUUUGGAAACAAUUCAAAUGUGUGUAAACAGUAUUUACAUAUGUGUGUGUGUGUGUGUGUGUGUAUGUGUGUGUGUGUGCGUGUGUGCGCGCACGCAUGUGAGUGUGUGUGUUUUUUAGAGUGAAAGAUUGAGUGAGUAUAUUAGUUUUUCUCUGUGUAUUGGCGUGCUGAUGUAGUUUUUUCCCCCUGCACUUUAUCACACUGAAGUGCAGAACAUUGUACAGUGAAUAAUUAAGUUCAUCUUAUUAAAACAACUGGGAUGAAAGAUAGAAGGUACAUGAUUGAAUUGCAAUUUUGUUUAAUACUUUAUUAUAGCAAUCAAAUAAUUAAAUCCUUAUGCAGCUUUCAGGUUAUAAAUAUUUAUAUUUAGUACCAUUAUGAAUGAAUACUGCUGACCAUAAUGUACUCUCAAUUAAAUGUUUAUGGAAAAAUGCAUAGACCACAUAAGACAUGACAUUUAUCCAUUUGUGGUAAGCUGUCUUAAUGCAGCUUAAUGUCUAUGAAGUGUGGCAUAUGUCUUUUAUUACUCUGAAUACUGUUGCCAUGUGAAAAUGCUGCCUUUGCAUACCAUGUUUAAUUGAUUCUGUAUGUGCUUGAACUACAAAUUACAAACAGUGAAGAGAACAAACAUAUGGCAGCAUUAAUGUCAUUCACAAUCCUCUGCUAUGUACUUUUGAUACAAUAAAUGGUCAUUCACUUACCCAAGUACUGUUGAAAUAAUACAGUGUAAUAUUUUAUUAAAUCAUAA
This is a messenger RNA of Myxocyprinus asiaticus (Chinese sucker), 3957 nucleotides long. RefSeq lists its product as uncharacterized. Gene Ontology annotation, molecular function: calcium ion binding; protein binding. Bases 93 to 2810 code for a protein of 905 amino acids. The transcript is spliced from 5 exons. NCBI's taxonomy places the organism in Eukaryota, Metazoa, Chordata, Actinopteri, Cypriniformes, Catostomidae. The record is from RefSeq and is a predicted model, not a curated record.